This is a messenger RNA of Coccinella septempunctata (seven-spotted ladybird), 478 nucleotides long. RefSeq lists its product as uncharacterized. The record is from RefSeq and is a predicted model, not a curated record. Bases 83 to 478 code for a protein of 131 amino acids. The transcript has 2 exons. Lineage: Eukaryota; Metazoa; Arthropoda; Insecta; Coleoptera; Coccinellidae.
UGCAACUAAACGUACAGGUCCUGUUUCGGUCCUCCACCAAAAUGUCCAGUCUUUAACUAAUGCCAUCGAUAACUUAGAAGAUAUGGCACAAUUAUAUAACUUGACAGCAAUAUGUUUGACGGAACAUUGGAAAGAAUAUGAACAGUUAAAGAACCACAAUAUAGAAGGUUUUUGUAUAGCCAGUGCGUAUUGUCGUAGUGUAUACAAACAUGGAGGAAGCGCCAUUUAUAUAAAAGAAGGUAUCCAAUAUCAGGAAAGAAGGGAUCUUGUUAAACUGUCAAUUGAAAAGAUCCUGGAAAUCUCUUCCAUCGACGUGAAGAUAGAUCACGAUACAGCACAAAUCAUAACAAUAAACGAGCAGAUGCAGCAAGGCCAAAAAUGUCAAUAUAGAAGAAUUAUAACACCAAAUCACAUGCAAAUUUUAGCUGACAGUCUAAAACUUCAGGACUGGAGCAUCUUAUACCUGAGGAUGAAAUAA